AUGGAGACAGAAGAGGUUGCCACUUUUCGGAUAUUCCCGCGGGAGUACUUUCCCUUUCUACUAUCGAGAUUCUACACAAUAUACAAGAUGAACGCUGCUCGUUUGUUUGUAAAGAACGUCUCGAGAAUGGCAGGACGAUGCUGCCGUCGCAACUUUAGCGAAACUGCCGUCCGCAAGAAUAUCUGGAUUGAAGAGCACAACGGUAUUAAGGAGGAUCUCACCAAUCGCUUCGAGUGGAGUGGACAGAAUAUUAUGAAUACCAUCGUGUUUUUAGGACUUGUUCCUUGUUUUGUGUAUCUUGUGGGAAAGAGUGCUCAAGAUAGACAGUAUGAAACACCCGACAGAACGAAAGCAACUCGUGCGACCUUCCAGUAAAAUAUUCUAUUA
Molecule: messenger RNA, 387 nt
Organism: Blastocystis hominis
Lineage: Eukaryota; Bigyra; Opalinata; Blastocystidae
Exons: 2
Coding region: 1-375 (124 amino acids)
Source: RefSeq, a predicted model, not a curated record